Messenger RNA from Neoarius graeffei (lesser salmon catfish), 6910 nucleotides. RefSeq names its product MAP-kinase activating death domain (gene madd). Gene Ontology annotation, biological process: regulation of Rab protein signal transduction; regulation of apoptotic process. Bases 389 to 5248 code for a protein of 1619 amino acids. The record is from RefSeq and is a predicted model, not a curated record. Gene Ontology annotation, molecular function: guanyl-nucleotide exchange factor activity. The transcript is spliced from 35 exons. NCBI's taxonomy places the organism in Eukaryota, Metazoa, Chordata, Actinopteri, Siluriformes, Ariidae. Gene Ontology annotation, cellular component: cytosol.
UUUACGUAGCCAUGCUGCAUCACUUACUGACCAAGAGACGGCGUCUUUUUAUAUCUGCUGCACGGUCAUGUUGUCUUCAUGCAUCAACUGACACUGGCCGGAGGAUAUACGCUGAAUUUCCUGAGGGGAAAGCGGGCAUAUUUGCAAAAAAAAAAAAGGACCAACAGCGACGUUAUUAAAGCUAGCUAGUUAGCUAGCCAGCCAGGCGCGCGCACGCUCAUCAACUGCUUGAGGUCAACUUGAUUUCCUGCAAGGCUCUGAACACAAUGAUUGGCUCCUGCUUUUCUCGAACUACCUGCUUCUAACUGCAUCCUGAUUGGACAGUUCCUGUGCAGAGAGCUUAUUGGAGCCGCAGUUGCCAUGACUUAGUCAUACUGUGUUUUCAGAGAUGGAGAAAAAGAAAAUGUGUCAGCGCCUCCUGGACUACCUGGUGGUAGUUGGAGCCAGGCAGCCCAGUAGUGAGAGUGUGGCCCAGACGCCCCAACUGCUGAGGCGCUAUCCACUGGAGGACCACUCUGACUUCCCUCUUCCCCCAGAUGUGGUGUUUUUCUGCCAGCCAGAAGGCUGCUUGAGUGUGCGACAGCGCCGCGUCAGCCUGCGAGACGACUCGUCCUUCGUCUUCACGCUCACUGAUAAGGACUCGGGCGUCACGCGCUAUGGCAUCUGCCUCAACUUCUACCGCUCCUUCCAGCGAGGCCACCACCGCUCACGUUCAGAAUGCAAAGACAAGCCUCCACAGACAGACCCUGCAGUCGAGGCCACUGAGAAAUGUGACCCCUCCACGUUGUCCCUCUCGGGUGACCACACGGCGCCCAUGGCGGGAGAUGGGCCACCAGAGCCGGGCGCCGGAAGAUCACCCCGUCCCAAACGCAGCACCAGGGCAUCAGCACGGAAUCGCAGCAGCAUGCUGACAUCACUGUGCAUCCUGAGCCACUACCCGUUUUUCUCCACCUUCAGAGAGUGUCUGUACAUCCUCAAACGCAUGGUGGACUGCUGCAGCCACAGACUCAAUCAGAGAGCAGGCAUUGCCAAGGUUAACCAGCGGGACGCCAUGUGGCGUGUGUUGGCUGGCGCGCUUUCCGUCGAAGAGAAGGAGAAAGGUACUCAGCUGCUCCAUGACCUGAGGGAAAUGGAAUCGUGGGUGUACAGGCUGCUGCGCUCACCAGUGCCUGUGGCAGGCAUGCGACGUGUCGACGUGGAAGUGCUGCCUCCAGAACUGCAGCCGGCGCUUACUUUCGCCCUGCCCGACUCGUCCCGAUUCUGUCUUGUGGACUUCCCGCUGCAUCUACCCUUGGAGCUACUGGGAGUGGACGCCUGCCUGCUGGUGCUCAGCUGCAUCCUGCUUGAACACAAGGUGGUACUUCAGUCUCGAGAUUACAAUGCCCUCUCCAUGAGCGUGAUGGCUUUUGUGGCCAUGAUCUAUCCUUUGGAGUACAUGUUCCCCGUCAUCCCUCUGCUUCCCACCUGCAUGGCUUCAGCUGAACAGCUCCUACUAGCACCCACUCCAUACAUCAUUGGUGUGCCCGCCAGCUUCUUCCUGUAUAAAUCAGACUUUAAAAUGCCUGAUGAUGUUUGGCUGGUGGAUCUGGACUGCAACAGGGUCAUUGCUCCCAACAAUGCAGAAAUACUCCCACCUUUGCCCGAACCAGAAGCCACAGAGUUGAAGAAACACCUGAAGCAGUGUCUGGUUAGGUUGACUGUGAUCACCCAAAAGCAGAUCUUCACCUCCGACACAAAGGCUUUGGCCAGUAUGAGUCUGAAUACUCAGCCUAUUCUAAACCUGGAGAAGUUCCAGGAGGGUCAAGAUUUGCCUCUUCUGCCCCCAGGCCGUGAUAAGUCCUCCCCCUCCUCCACGGAGUUUAACCCCCUUAUUUACGGAAAUGAUGUCGACUCUGUGGAUGUGGCCACAAGGGUGGCGAUGGUGAGGUUCUUCAACUCCCCAAAUGUACUGCAGGGGUUUCAGAUGCACACACGCACACUGCGACUCUUCCCACGACCUGUGGUAGCCUUUCAGGCCACGUCUUUCCUGGCAUCACGGCCACGGCGCACCAGCUUUGCCGAGAAGCUCUCUCACACACAGGCUGUGGAAUAUUAUGGGGAGUGGGCCCUGAACCCUACAAACUUGGCCUUCCAAAGGAUUCAUAAUAAUGUGUAUGACCCCUCCCUGAUAGGUGAUAAGCCGAAGUGGUAUGCUCAUCAGUUGCAGCCUGUGUUUUAUCGUGUGUAUGAUGGAAAUUCGCAGCUUGCGGAGGCUAUAAGCGGACCACUGGAGGAUGAUGGUAAUGAGUCGGACCCUACAGACGACAGUGGAAGUGACAGCGAAGCGUAUGAUGAUUCCAGCUCUUCUUACUCGUCACUGGGAGAUUUUGUGAAUGAAAUGAUCAAAGGGGACAUCCAGGGUGACACACCAAAUGUUGAUCCCUUGACACAUGCAGCACUGGAGGAUGCUAGUGAAGUGGAAAUCCAUGAAUUCCAGGAGUACAAGGGUAUGAGCGAGGAGCACGGGUCCGAGGUCGAGGGUUUUGCCGAGGCCGUAGAUGGCCAGCCGCACCGCUCCAGCUCCAGCACCACAGCCAGCUCCAGUCCCAGCACCAUCAUCCAGGGAGUGAAUCAUGAGCCGAUUGAGCCUGUUGAGAUUGAGGCAUCAGCUAGUGUGGCUCUGCAAAACUCUGUCCCUGGAUUAUGUCUCCCACCGUUCACUCGAUCCAGCCCAGAGCCGAUGCCUAUGGACUCUACAAGUAAGAAGCGAGAGUAUGAUAACCCAUAUUUUGAGCCGCAGUAUGGCUUCCCUGCAGAAGAGGAGGCUGACAGUGAGGAGCAAGAGGAGAGCUACACGCCACGCUUUCACCAGAAUGUCAAUGGAAACAAGCCAUCUCGCCCAUUGAGGCCAAGCAGCCUGAAACUUCCAGGCGAGUGUGAUGGAGAAGGAGACUCUAAGAACAGUUCACCCAACUCCACUAUCUCGAACAACAGUGGCGAUGGCUUCGGUGGACUCAUGUCUUUUGCAAGUAACUUGUAUAAGAACCAUGGCACCAGCUUUAAUCUGUCCAGUCUGGCUCUGCCUAACAAAGCAGCCAGAGAGAAGAAUACUCCUUUCCCAAGUCUUAAAGGCUCCCGUGCUCCUCGAGCACUGGUGGAUCAAAAGUCCUCGGUGAUUAAGCACAGUCCCACUGUAAAGAGAGAGCCACCUUCGCCCCAAGGCCGAGCCAACAACACCAGUGAAAAUCAGCAUUUCCUCAAGGAUGUGGUACUGAGCGUGUUGGAUGGCCAGGGUGUCGGUUGGCUCAACAUGAAGAAGGUGCGCCGUCUGUUGGAAAACGAGCAGCUGCGUGUCUUCAUGCUUAGCAAGCUCAACCGUGCCAUCCAGUCAGAAGAGGACGCUCGGCAAGAAGUCAUCAGAGAUGUGGAGAUUAACAGAAAGGUGUAUAAAGGCAUGUUGGACCUGCUGAAAUGCACGGUUUCCAGUCUGGAGCACUCCUACACUAAUGCAGGCUUGGGUGGCAUGGCCAGUGUUUUCAGCCUGUUAGAAAUUGCACGAACUCACUACCAAACCAAAGAGCCAGAGAAGCGAAAGCGGAGUCCCACGGAUGGGGGGAGCAGUCCGGGCAGUAAGGAGAGCCCGUCUGUCCGCGUUGAGAGUGCCAGAGCGGCAGGCGUGCUCCUGAUGCCCAGAAUUCAGCUGCCACCCCCUCCCUCUGGGAAAGGAGCACGCCAGUUUGACACCCGGAGUCUGAACGAAGAGAAUUUUAUUGCUUCUAUUGGGGCUGAUGGUGCAAAACAGCGUCCAGAAGGGGGCGAUACAGAGGAGAAGAAAUCUCAGAUCAGUGCAGACAGUGGCCUCAGUGUGACCUCAGGCUCUCAGAAGAGUGAUACGGAGUCGUUGGCGAGCUCCGAGCCUCCAGUUUUGACGAGGAGUACCAGUCAGGACUCUGAGGCCAGCACAGUGGUGAGUAACAGCUCAGGUGAGACUCUGGGAGCUGACAGUGACCUGAGCAGCACAGCAGGAGACGGACUGAGCGGCCGUCCCUCUCCUCACCUCGCUCUGUCUCGGUCCACUCUCUCAGACAGCGAGAUCGAGACCAACCCUGCCACCAGCUCUGUAUUUGGAAAGACCCAUAAGCUGAAGCCAGGUGUGAAAGAACCUGUUGGAGGUGUGGCUAAGGGAGCUCCUGCCCCACCUCUUGAAGAUCUCAGCCUGAGGAUCUACCUGUGUGAGGGGCUUCUGGGUAAGGAGCGCUCUACACUGUGGGACCAGGUGCAGUUUUGGGAGGACGCAUUUCUGGAUGCUGUAAUGCUUGAAAGAGAGGGGAUGGGGAUGGACCAGGGACCACAGGAGAUGAUUGACCGAUACCUGUCACUGGGUGACCAUGACCGUAAGAGACUGGAGGAUGAUGAGGACAGACUGUUGGCCAAUCUCUUGCACAACAUGAUAGCCUACAUGCUCAUGAUGAAGGUGAAUAAGAACGACAUCAGGAAGAAGGUCCGCCGUUUAAUGGGGAAAUCACACAUCGGUUUGACCUACAGCCAAGAGAUCAAUGAGGUCUUGGACCGCCUGGCACAGAUGAACGGAAGGGAACUUCCCAUAAGGCCAAGCGGAAGCCGCCAUAUAAAGAAGCAGACUUUCGUCGUGCAUGCUGGGACUGAUACCACAGGGGACAUAUUCUUCAUGGAGGUGUGUGAUGACUGCAUUGUACUACGCAGUAACAUUGGGACAGUGUAUGAACGAUGGUGGUACGAGAAACUGAUCAAUAUGACCUACUGUCCAAAGACCAAAGUGCUGUGUCUGUGGAGGAGGAAUGGACUGGAGACGCAGCUUAACAAGUUCUACACGAAGAAGUGUCGGGAGCUGUACUACUGCGUCAAAGACAGCAUGGAGCGUGCAGCGGCAAGACAGCAAAGCAUUAAACCAGGUCCAGAACUGGGAGGAGAGUUCCCCGUGCAGGAUAUGAAGUCGGGUGAGGGGGGUCUCCUGCAGGUCACCCUCGAGGGGAUUAAUCUCAAAUUCAUGCACAGCCAGGUUUUCAUAGAGCUGAAUCACAUUAAAAAGUGCAAUACAGUGAAGGGAGUCUUUGUCCUGGAGGAAUUUGUUCCUGAAACUAAAGAAGUGGUGAUCCAUAAGUACAAAACUCCCAUGGCACAUCAGAUCUGUUACUCCGUGCUCUGUCUCUUCUCCUACGUGGCUGCAGUGAAGGGGAAGGAGGCAGAGGGCAAACCCAAGAUGCUGUCCCCUCGCCCGUUACCCAGCUAGUGCACACUUCUGCCUGCUGUAUUAUAUUCUGGCUUUGUCCACAACCUCACUGUAAAAGCUUACACUAUAACUUAUUCUCCAGAUUAUCCACACAUCUGCUUCUUUACUGCUGUCUUGAGCUUCUGGCUUACCUGCCUGUCCUGGACACUCUUCCUUACGCUUAUCCACACACCCGAAGUAGUUAAUCAAGAUCAGCGACAAGUAUAAAGAUACAGUUUUCCUUCCAGCUAUUGUUGUUUAUCAGAAUGGAACAGCAACCACUGCAGAUCUUUCCUCAACUCCUAUUCAGCACUGUCCUCGGUUUUUUUUUUUUUUUACCUCUUGUGAGCCAUAUUGCCGUGCUGCUGUCCCCUUCUCUUGCAUGUGAACAGAGGUGCCCACAUCCAAACCAUUGCCAACAUUAAACUCAGCACUGGUAUGUUCAGAAGAGCGCCCUCUGUCCUAGCAAGUGCUCCAGCUUCCCCUUUCCUUAACCCGUCUUUAGAAAUCCCAGAAAAAUAAUUCUGUAUAGUCACUGGGAACAUAACAUCUGUCCUGUCCAAUGACUAUAUUUAAAAUGCGACGUUUUGAGGCUACGGAGCGUGUGCGCGCACACUCACGGAUGUGAGCCUUAGCAGGUGACCAGAGUACUUCAGUGUUUCAUUCAGCCUGUUCCCUCUGCUGUAUUUCGUCCAAGGUGUGUGUACAGCUUUAGCUUUGCCUCGAGCCUACUGUACUAGUUUUACUGUAAAACUGUCUGUGAACAGCUGUGAUAAAUUGCAUGUUGCUGUAAAAACAAUGGAGAAAAAAAAAAGCAGAAGAAAAACACUGAAUAAUAAUACGAAAAACAUGCUGUACAUUUCACUGGCGCAAAGAAGAAAUUUAAUGUUUUAAAACAAACUGUGGUUUGUUGUAGAUGUGCAAUACUGUAGUGGGUAUGAAGAACAAGUUCUCCACUGUCCCCUGUGAGAGUGAAAGGUGUGUGUGUGUGUGCGUGUGUGUGUGUGAGAGAGAGAAUGCAUUUCUGAACCGCAGUGAUGGAGGCAUUGAGUGUGUGAAUGCCGAAACAGCUGAUUUUGGAGAUCUCUUGUGUUCAGAUAUGGAUUCGUAGGCGUCUGAUAUCCUGUCGUCAAAUCACUGAAAGAAUCUACAUAUGUAAUUUAAGAAACAUCCCAUUUAAAUUAUUUUCUUGCUUGUGUGUGUGUGUGUGUGUGUGUGUGUGUAUAUAUAUAUAUUACACACACACACGAGGAGUGUGCCUACAAAAGUCACUGAUACGCAUUUUUAAUGUUCUUUUAUGUGGUGUUCUAAUUUUAAAUAGUUGUCCAUUUCAGAAAGUGUAUGUAGAAAAUGGCGCCUCCAUGAAGAGCAAUCAUUUUAAGAUGGUCUUAAAGGCCCGUGGUCUGUAGGCUUAGUUGUAAAUAGCACAAGAUUUGAUUGAUUCAGCAGGUCAAAGAGUCUCCAAAGACGAAUGUUUUGGUGCGAAUGCUGAGUGACCGAGAGAAACAGAUACUGUAGCAUCUGAGCUUGUCAGGUCUUUUCAUUGAGUUCCUCUUACUACUGAGGACCAGAGGGAAAAGGAAACUCAAGAUGUUGGAUGUAAAUAUUUCAGUGUUUAAAAAGUAUUUAUAGAACCUGUACAGCUUUGGCAAUAUGACAAUAAAAGAUGUUUAACCCGAAUAA